Erigeron canadensis is the source of this 2458-nucleotide messenger RNA. Its product is annotated as probable serine/threonine-protein kinase At1g54610. The transcript is spliced from 7 exons. Lineage: Eukaryota; Viridiplantae; Streptophyta; Magnoliopsida; Asterales; Asteraceae. Gene Ontology annotation, cellular component: cyclin-dependent protein kinase holoenzyme complex; nucleus. Gene Ontology annotation, biological process: protein phosphorylation; positive regulation of transcription elongation by RNA polymerase II. Bases 475 to 2220 code for a protein of 581 amino acids. Gene Ontology annotation, molecular function: RNA polymerase II CTD heptapeptide repeat kinase activity; ATP binding; cyclin-dependent protein serine/threonine kinase activity. The record is from RefSeq and is a predicted model, not a curated record.
GAAAAGAAAAAAAAAGGGUUAAAGUGAGGGGAGCAGAUCAAGUCUCUCUGUCUCGCUGUCUGUCACUCUGCAAAUCCACCAAACCCCUCUUCCCCAUAGUAGUAGUAAGUUUCAAGAACUCACUUCUUUUUUCUUUUCUUUUUUUGUUUUUUUACAAGUUUUUAUUUUUCUUAAUCUAGAUCUUCAAUUUUAUACAUCCAAACAUAAAAGUUUUCAACUUUUUAAUUUUGACCGCCAUAAUUUGUGGACUUUUUAUACCUGUACUUAUAAAUAUCAUUACUUGCCUUUGCUUCUGCUGUACCCAGAAAAAAUAAAAGAAAAGGGUUGUUAGUUUAGGGUUUAUUAUAUUGUUAAUCACCUAAUAACUGAUUAUUAUAAUUAAUUAAUUAUUGUUUUGGGAGUAUUUUAUAGUUGUAAUUAUUAGUAUUACUAUGAAGAAUGAGUAUUUUUAGGGUUUUGAAUGUGUGUGUGUAAAUGGGGUGUGUUUUUGGUAAAGAGAUUUCUUCAUCUUCUGGGCCUGUGAGUUCUGAGAUUGUUGUUGAGAAAAAGGUGAGUAGAGAUAGUGGUAGUGUGCAUAUUCAUUCUGGGAGAGGUGGUGAGGUUGUUGCGAAUUCGGGUGACGUUGGGGCUGGUGGUGGCGAGGGUGGUGAUGGUGGGGAGGUAGUACAGAAUGGAGGGGAUCAGAAAAAGGAGAAAGAUGGGAAGGCGAGAGCAAGAGGUGAAAGAAGACGGUCUAAGCCGAAUCCUAGAUUAAGUAAUCCGACUAAGAAUAUUCAUGGUGAACAAGUUGCAGCUGGCUGGCCGGCUUGGCUAUCUGCUGUUGCUGGAGAAGCCAUUAACGGGUGGAUUCCACGCAGGGCGGAUACUUUUGAGAAAAUCGACAAGAUUGGACAAGGUACGUACAGUAAUGUGUACAAGGCUAGGGAUACUAUGACAGGAAAAGUUGUUGCAUUGAAGAAGGUUCGGUUUGACAACUUGGAGCCUGAGAGUGUGAAGUUUAUGGCUAGAGAGAUUUUGAUUUUACGGCGUCUUGAUCAUCCAAAUGUUGUGAAAUUGGAAGGGUUAGUGACCUCACGGAUGUCAUGUAGUUUGUACCUUGUUUUUGAGUACAUGGAGCAUGAUUUAGCUGGACUUGCUGCCAGCCCUACAAUUACUUUUACAGAGCCCCAGGUCAAAUGUUAUAUGAAUCAGUUAUUGUCUGGACUUGAACAUUGUCAUAACCGCCAUGUGUUACAUCGGGAUAUUAAGGGGUCAAAUCUUCUUCUUGAUAAUGAGGGGGGUUUGAAGAUUGCUGAUUUUGGUUUGGCAUCUUUCUUUGACCCCAAUCACAAGCAGCCAAUGACUAGCCGGGUGGUUACAUUGUGGUAUAGACCACCAGAGCUUCUUCUUGGGGCUACUGAUUAUGGUGUAGGUGUUGACCUCUGGAGUGCAGGGUGCAUCUUAGCUGAGUUAUUGGCUGGGAAACCUAUUAUGCCUGGUCGUACAGAGGUGGAGCAGCUUCAUAAGAUCUUCAAAUUAUGUGGUUCUCCUUCUGAAGAAUAUUGGAAGAAGUCAAAGCUUCCACAUGCAACAAUAUUCAAGCCCCAACAGUCAUAUAGGCGAUGUAUAAAAGAGACGUUUAAAGAUUUUCCUCCAUCAGCGUUUCCAACAAUUAAUACUCUUCUCGCUAUUGAUCCAGCUGAACGCUUAACUGCAACAGCUGCUUUGAGAAGUGAAUUCUUUAUAACAAAACCUUAUGCUUGUGACCCUUCAAGUCUUCCAAAAUAUCCACCCAGCAAGGAGAUGGAUGCUAAAUUACGUGAUGAAGAAGCUAGAAGAUUGAGAGCUGCUGGUAAAUCGAAUGCUGACGGUGUCAAGAAAACUCGGACUCGUGAAAGAUCUGCAAGGGCAAUACCUGCUCCUGAGGCCAAUGCCGAGUUGCAAACAAACCUUGAUAGACGGCGGUUGAUAACUCACGCAAAUGCGAAGAGCAAGAGCGAAAAGUUUCCUCCACCCCAUCAAGACGGGACACUCGGGUACCCAUUGGAUUCCUCACAACACUUUGAUCCUCCAGAUGUGACAUAUAGCUCUAAUUUUUCACACGGAAAAGCACCUAUCCAGACUUGGUCUGGGCCGUUGGGGGAACCUGCUUCUGCAGGUGGCCCAUUGAGAAAGAAACACAGUGAUUCCACUUCCAAGUCAUCAAGGCAUAGGACCUCGGGUCGAUCCAAGGAAAAGUGAAUGCCAUAAACACGAAUCAGAAAUGUGCAAAUGUUAUUUGGGGCUUUCGGGAAACGUUUUUUUUUAAGUUAAAAAUGGAGAGGUGAAGUAAAGCAAAGCAUUUUGUUUAUUUUUCAUUGUUUGUAUUCUAAUUUUAUUUUUGGAAUGGUGAGAAGAAGGCUCCACUUAGUCUGAAGCAUUGUAAAUGUUACUCAGGUCGGCUUACUUUUAAUAAACAUAAAUUAUUUAGAAUUUGAAA